This is a messenger RNA of Prunus avium (sweet cherry), 2469 nucleotides long. Lineage: Eukaryota; Viridiplantae; Streptophyta; Magnoliopsida; Rosales; Rosaceae. The record is from RefSeq and is a predicted model, not a curated record.
AAGAGGGCGGAAUUUGAGAUUGCUUCCUUGACAUCUAGAGUAAAUACAGUGGCCUGCAUGUAGGAAAGAAUAUGAGAUUGCUUCCUUGAUAUCUGUUGAUGGCAGAAUUAUAGGAGAUGACUUCGUGGUGUUCUUUUUAUUCGGGGGACUUCUCUCUUGAGAUAGCAAUAACAAAAAUUAGUGUUGGCGGAGAGAAAGAAAAAAGAGAGAGCCAACUAGCCAGAUCACCAGAUGACAAGAGAGAAGAAAACUACUAAUGGGACAAUUUGGUAUUUAAUAACAAAUAAAAUGGAAGGGUCGACCUGUCUCACGUUGACCGCACCCUAUCUAGAGAUAUUGCUUUUGUUUGAUUAUUCCUGUCUACCGUAUUUCAGCAUUUCUUCUCCCGUGAGCGGUGAUGGCUGCUGCUCUACUCUGCUUGUUGGUGGUGACAGAGAGUUCAAUGUCACUGGAUUUAAAAAGUUUACGAAAUUCACAAAGUUUGCUAACGUUGGACUUUCUUAUCUUGUUGUCGCCAUUAUCGGCCCACAAAGUAGUGGAAAGAGCACACUACUAAACCAUUUAUUUCACACCAACUUUAAAGAGAUGGACGCUUAUAGAGGAAGGUCUCAAACAACAAAAGGUAUUUGGGUGGCAAAAUGUCCCACCAAUCACCCUUUUACUCUUGUUAUGGACAUGGAGGGUACAGAUGGGAAACAACGAGGAGAGGAUACAGCAUUCGAGAAGCAGAGUACUCUUUUUGCCCUUGCUGUAGCAGAUAUAGUGCUCAUUAACAUAUGGUGCCAUGACAUUGGCCGUGAGCACGCUUCAAAUGUGCCUCUCCUAAACACUGCGUUCCAGAUGAUGAUGCGAUUGUUUGGUCCUCGCAAGACAACCCUGAUCUUUGUCAUCCGUGAUAAGACAAAGACGCCACUGGAGAGUUUACAAAGCGAACUUCAGAACGACAUUCAGAAGAUAUGGGAGUCUGCUCCUUGGGUUGCUUGCAUGAGGCAGAAACUCUUCCAUCAUAAUAAACUUGCUGGAGAUCUUCCUGCUUCAGGAUUUUCUUUGAGUUUACAGGAAAUUUGGGAAAAAAUAAAAAAAGACAGAGAUCUUGAUAUUCCUUCCAUCAAGGUCAUGGUGGCUACAGUAAGUUGUGAAGAGAUUGCCAAUGAGAAGUAUUCUGCUUUUGCAGCAAAUGAGCUUGUUAAACGUGCAUUCCAAAAGCUGCUGGAACUUAAAAGAUCUUCUACUCUGGAUAAGUUCAAGGAAGCAUUUGAUAAGGCCUUGGACGGGGUCAUCAAGGGAUUUUCUGUGACUGCUCGUAACUUCACCGAGUCUUUUAUGGCUCAAUUUGACGAAGGCUGUGCAGAUGCUGUUAUCAAACAAGCAAACUGGGACACAUCUAAAGUAAGGGAUAAACUUAGACGUGAUAUAGAAGCCCAUGUUGCUUCAGUUCAUGCUGACAAGAUAAAGGACCAUUGUGAGGCAAAGUUGAGGGGGCUGUUAUCAGGACCGGUGGAAGUCCUUUUGAAGCAAGCUAAUAAUAAGACCUGGCCCACAAUAAGAAGACGUCUUCGAGAGGCAGAAUUAGCUUUCUGUAGGAGCGCUGUUGAAAUUUCUGGUUUUGACAUGGAUGAACAAACCAAAGCCAAAAUAGAUGCAAGUCUAGAGAAAUAUGUAAGACGUAUGGUUGAUGCUAAAGCAAAGGAAGAGGCUGGAAGGGUCCUCAUCCACAUGAAGGAGAGGUUUAUAACAAAAUUUAGCUACGAUUCUAAUUCAAUCCCACGUGUUUGGAACCGGCCGGAAAAUAUUGGAGCGAUCGCCAGAACUGCUCAUUCUUCAUCGCUAGAAGUGCUUUCUGUUAUGGCUGUGAUCCGUUUGGAUGGUGAUGAUGAUGGUGAUAAAAUUCAGCCAACUUUAAUUAGUGCCUUGCUGGAUAAAGAUAGGAGUACCACAACAAAUGACCAACUGGCUUCAAAUACUUGGGAAGAGGUUCCAUCAUCAAAAACGUUGAUCAUACCUCUUAAAUGCAAAGAGUUGUGGGAGGAAUUCAAGGAAAACACCAAGGACAUUGUUUCGAAGGCCGUUGCUGAACAGAAGGCCAACGCGCGUUUUCAACUACCUCCUUGGGCAAUUGGCUGUUUGAUUUUCGCUGGAUACAAUGCCAUUACGAGACUAAUGAGGUGAGGGUAAAGAGUGAGAACACAACUAUAUAGUGGACUUGGCGGUACGCUCUUGGAGAAAUGGUUGCAGCGCCCCGAUCGACUUUAUUUCAAUCAACGAACAAAAACUAAAAACUAAAAAAUAUUGAGCUCAAGUCCCGAAUAAGUGACCUCUCAAUUCAACUGGUUUUGAAUAGUAGAGGUGGAAUUGUUGUACUGUUGUAUUAUUAAUUAUGAAUUUUGAUUUGUACUGUAACAAGGGACAAGUAUGUGUGUUGUAUUGGAAUUUUGAAUUUUAUUUUGUAUUGUUAUUUCUUGUUCUAAA